Molecule: messenger RNA, 1793 nt
Organism: Patella vulgata (common limpet)
Lineage: Eukaryota; Metazoa; Mollusca; Gastropoda; Patellidae
Exons: 12
Coding region: 163-1650 (495 amino acids)
Source: RefSeq, a predicted model, not a curated record
UUAUUGAUCGAGAAUCAUAGAAGGGGGUUUGAAUUGACAUUUUCUACUAGGUAUUAGGCGGAUGUUCACAGAGUAGAUCGGUUCGGUAAUAACUACUGAGUACUCUUGCCGAGCUCUUCAGUUAAAACUUGUCUUCCGUAGGUACAGGUAAACCAGCACAGGAUGACAAAGGUUGUACACAAACAAGAAUUAAAAUCAGCCAUGUCCAAAAAAAGUGAGAAUAAAACCAAAAAAGCAAUUCCAGCCAAGAAACUAAAAAUGAGUUUUUUUACAAAGUUUCUGGUACUGAUUUUUGGGAUGAUAAUCUUCAGCAAAUUGAUAUCUCCUGUCCGGGCCUCAGAUAGGCCUCCUGUCCGUGCUGCAGAUAGGCCUCCUGUCCGUGCCUCAGAUAGGCCUCCUCUCCUUGGUUCAGAUACAUGUGAUUAUGAUUGGUCAAACAAUCCAAAAAACAAUAAGGUGACACCAGGUGAUAACCAGACGUUUAGGAUUUCGUUCAAAUGCCAGUCAAGUGUGAUAAAUAUACAGGUUGUGUUUUAUACGGACAGGAGCUCAACUCCAAUAAAUGUGUGGAAGUUGUAUGAUGAAAGAGGAAAUCAGGCCUAUAAUCCACAAUUUAAAGAAGGAAUACAGAUUGAAGUUGAUCUUAAGAAUGGUAAAAUGAAUAUGACUGUGAACAACAUAACACUUCAAGGUAGAAUUGUAGUUAGGAUUGAUGUUCCUAAUGUUCCUAAUGGUCGUAUAUAUAUUCCACCACAACAAGUACCAGAAACUUCAACUGAUAAUUCUGUGAUACCAUCGGUGGAAGGCAGUACCGUGGUUAUUUGGUUUUUAUUUGAUGUUAAUAAUGUAACAUCUUUUAAUAUAAAGUUUUUGAAAAAGAUAAUUGAUCCCUCCACCAAACAUCGCAUAACUAAUGAAACUGCUGGAUCGCACACGAAAAUAUCUUUAGUUAUCAACCAGGUAUCGUUAGAAGAUGCAGGAAUCUACAAAUGUUAUGUAAAUAAUUUCCAACAAUCUAUUGACAGAAAACUGUCAGUUUCGGAAUUCAGUUGGAUCAUUGAGAAGAAAGAUGUUCCGGGUUGUGUUGGUGAAGAUUUAAAUUUGGAAUGGAAAUUCAAGACACCUCAGGUUCCAGAUGAAGUUCUGGCAUUUAAAGACAAGACAAGGGGAUUGGUUAAAUGGAGCAAUGGAAGGAUUGAACAUGCCGGUUGGCCUAGAUUUGAUUUCAACUUGACAAGUAAUGGUACAAUAUGGAGGAUAUUACUAACCAUUAGAAACCUAACCAGUGAGGAUCUCACUGAUUAUAUGACAACAUUGGAUUUUGGUAGGGACGCGUAUAUUCUUAGUCCAGGUUUACACGUUACAGGAAAGACAUCUUGUUCAGAUGAAAGUAUAGUUGAUUCAACAACCAGGCCAACCACGAACAACGAAAUCAAGACAACGACAAUGGAAAACAGAGAAGUACAGCAUAAAAGUACAUCAACAUGGAUCAUAGUAACGGUACCUGUGUUAUUAUUAUUAAUAAUAAUAAUAAUAAUAAUAAUAAGAAAAAGAAUUUUAGCAUUUGUCUCCAGAAGGAAAAUUAGAUACAAGAGGAAGAAUAAUAGUGAUGAUGUGAACAGUAAGAUGUUAACUUGCAGAAGUGGCUAAUAUUAAUAAAAAAAAAAUAUAUAUAAAAGCCAUAAAAAAAUAUGUUAAGCCUAAUAUAAAAAAAAUAUAUAUUAGGCCUAAUAUAAAAAAUAUAUAUAUUAGGCCUAAUAUGAAAAAAUAUAUAUAUUAGGCCUAAAAUAAAA